Messenger RNA from Paraphaeosphaeria sporulosa, 641 nucleotides. RefSeq lists its product as uncharacterized. The coding region runs from base 39 to 440 and encodes 133 amino acids. The record is from RefSeq and is a predicted model, not a curated record. Lineage: Eukaryota; Fungi; Ascomycota; Dothideomycetes; Pleosporales; Didymosphaeriaceae. The transcript has a single exon.
CCACGGUAUACUCGGACGCACGUCAACCCACUUCCGUCAUGGCGCCAGCCUGUCUCGCGCCGUCCCCGCGUAACAGCAGCCCUGCAACCGCCCACGAGUGCCCUACUGUUCGCCGUCCAACGCCUCGCCGUUGCUCCUCCAAAGAUGCCUGCGAACUGCUGCCCCAAGCGCCCCGCCAAGUCGCUUCCUCUUUGAACCCCCCACUACGCCAGAUCCGGCGCCCGAGUCGAAGGGCUCGACGCUGGAAAGACUCACGCACUCGGGUGUCCGGCGACCAUCUGCGCCCGGUGACUUCUGCCACGGCAGCUACUGCGUCGUCUCCGUCAUCCCGGAUCUGGGAGAGCGCCCAGGGUGGGACUUGUUGCACGACAGGGCGAUCAUCGCGUGGAUUUCACGCACACAAAGCGGACUCAGGUCAGCCGUCUUGGUCGCUGAACUAGGUUCGACCAAUUCUGUGAAAUCCUGACAAGAUCCAUCGGCAAUUCUUGCCACGAACGUUAUCUUAUUCUUCACGUGGUGCCACAAGAGAGGGCCCUAGAAUCGGCUGUUCAAACAUCACCUACCAUCAAAGGGACGGAAGAUCAACCUCUAGACUGCACUCACCUGUCUUCCCGGAGUCAAACCAGCCAGGCCACGGCAGA